AUGGCAAGUGCAACACAAAGUUCCUGGCAUGCCCAAAGAAAUAGUGAUCAACAGCAUAAUAUGACCGAUAUAACGGAGCCUAAAAUGUUAAGAGAAGAAAACAUUAAUCUUCCGUCUCCUUCAAAAUCGUUACAGGGUACUCAAAUACGUCGAGAUUCAUCGAAUUCCGUAGAGAGCAUUCAGAGCAUUAAAGUAGAAUACGAAUCGUUAUCAGAUGCCCGCAAGGAAAAUAAGAAGACACCCAAGACAGAAAAUAUAAAAUCAAGAAACGGAGGAAUAAGUAGCUUUUUAAAGCCUAAGUUUUUAAAGUCAAGGUCAUCUCUUACUUCUAGCGGUAGUAUGGAGAAUAUAAUACGAUCUGAAUCCAACUUUACUACCAAACAGAGACAAUCUACUAUUGAAGAUUUUGCUGAUACAUCAUCAGAAGACGAGAAUUCAAGACAGUAUGUUUAUGAUGCCGAGUCAAUUAAUUCUAUUCUAGAGGAAUAUCAAAUGAGAAAUUCGUCAUAUAUUAGUCCAACUAAAAAAAAUGAUUUUAUAUUCAAAGAGGAGUUCAAUGAUUCAUCGGAGCUGAAUAGAUCGAGAUUAUCUAGCACAAGCAGAACUAAUUCAACAAGAAAAAGUAUACAUACUCCUACAUUGAUAUCCAAGGCCACUCAAGUUAAAAGAAAUAAUCCAAAGUCUUCCAUUGAGCGGACUUUAGGUAAUCGUUCGAGUCACAGUAGCUCUGGAAACUCUUCAUCACCCGGCGCAUUUUAUGAUUGUUCAAAAGCCAGCAAUGGCACUAAUAGUGAUAGCUCAAGCUCAUCCAAAUUUAAGAUAUACCCUGAUAAACAGAAUGAUGGUGAAUCAGACAAAAGGAAAAAGGUUGAUAGACGAAAUAUUAUAAGUACAUCUUCAAACAUAGAUGUAUUCAAUAGGACAUCAUUAUCUAAUUUGACAACCAUAUCUAAUAUUGAUUUUAACAUGACUGAUGAAAACAAAUACCCUGCAUCCAACUCAUCUAAUAGCCAUAGGCAAAGCAAAAGACAAAGUGACAAUCGUUUUCUAUUUGAUGCCUCUAAUAACAUAUUAGAAUCUGAAUAUGAUGAAAAUUUUGAUUCAAAUGUUCUGGAAAGAGUCCUUCGACCCAAAGAUAGAACAAGCAUUUUCUCCGAAAGGUUUCCGAACACUAGCCAAAUCAACAUGGAUGAAACAGCUAUUAAAAACACAACAAAAGACGUAACAAGGUCGUCUAUGUCUACAAAUGAAUUGCUAUAUAAAUUAGAAACAUUUUACGAUAAUGAUAAUGAUAAUAAUACCCGAGAGUCAAUCUCUAAUUCAAAGGAAUCAAAAGGCUUUUACGAUUUAACUGCUGGUGUUGACUCUAAAACAAAACUUCCAGUAAUGCUUUACAAAGUACAGGAUAAAAACUACAUCGAAAGAAACAAUAGGUGGUCAGUAGAUGAGACAACUCAAAAGAUCCUACGCUCGAAUACAUCUCCAGCAUCAAGUCUGCAGAAUGUAAGUCAAGAGUGUAUCUCAAAACCUCUCGCUGGAUCCAGUAUACCACUCCCUGAAACAUCAAAAUCUCGACUUGGGCAGUAUGCAUCUACAGCUAGCUUAACUCUGGCAAGAAGAAUGCUAUCGUUGAAUAGCGUCUCAUCUCAAACCCAUGGCUCUAAUAUCCUUGAUGAAAAAAGAUCAUCGCCCUCACUGCGUGAUAUAGCUAGUUCUAGAAUUCAAUCUCAUGGUUCCAUAACACAGUUUACUCCUAAUAACUACCUACAAGACACCUUAUCGAAGAAUAAUUCCCAUGAGCAUAUGCUCAAUAACACCCCAAGCACCAAAUACAAUGCAAUUGAUUCUUCGUACGAGGAUCUAGAAAAAAAUGAUCUCAAGCCUCCUAUCAACCACAUGCCUUACAAUACUCACUCGUGGCCCCUUUUCAUAUUGGUUAUGACAAUUGGUUUGGUUGUCCCGCCGAUAUAUAUCUUGAUUGCUGUCGGGUUCUUUGAUAAUAACACUUACUACCGUCAAUACAACCAACAACUGACUUAUCUUGUGGUUAAUCCCAAUCAAAACAAAAGAUUUUCUAAAACUCAAAAGUUAGUCAGCUUCAUCAUUGGUUUAGUAUGGUUAUGUAUUGUUUUGGCUAUGAUAGGAGUGGGUAUUGGUAUAGGUAUUAGCCGUGAAAGUUAG
Debaryomyces fabryi is the source of this 2181-nucleotide messenger RNA. RefSeq lists its product as uncharacterized. Bases 1 to 2181 code for a protein of 726 amino acids. The transcript has a single exon. NCBI's taxonomy places the organism in Eukaryota, Fungi, Ascomycota, Pichiomycetes, Serinales, Debaryomycetaceae. The record is from RefSeq and is a predicted model, not a curated record.